AAUAGGUGUUGCAACUUCAGGAAACUCUUCAGAUCAAAAGCAAAAGGUAAAACUUCAUGGAAGAGAAGACGGCAUUACGGAGACUUUCACAGAUGUCACUUCAUGAGUAAAACUCUUUUCACAGUGGAGAUGGGAAGAGCUGAGGGUGAUGCCGUUCUGUUUCAGCUGCAGAUGUUGCUCUAGUUACAUUUAUCAUGUUUCUGAAAGUUUCACUAGUAAAGGAACAGUACUUGUGUUUGCCUGACCCAUCAGAGACAUUGUUUGCCUAAAUCAGCUGAACCUUUAGGACUGUGAUUGAAACGUAAAGGUCUCGUAUUAGUUUCUAAUUAUGGAGAAUAAAAGGAGCAGCGAGAGAGCAGCAUCUCGAAAACCCAAACAUCAUCAUGUGACCUCUGACCCCAGUAACUGGAGUCAGAGAUCUUCAUCUCCAGAACCCAGCUGUGUGUCUGUGAAGAGUGACGGAUCAAUGCCUUUCACUCCUCCUGACCUCAGUGAUGAACCAAUGACCUCUGACCCCAGCAGUGUGAAUAGAGAUGAUCAGACUGGAGACCAGGAAUCUCCUCAGCCAGUAGAUGAUGUGCUACUGAGUGUCAAAGACCAGCACAAAACCAGCAUGAAGAACAAGUAUGAGAGAUUAUUUGAGGUAAUGAAACUCCAAGAGAAUGAAACCCUCCUGAACAGGAUCUACACACAGCUCUACAUCAUAGAGGGAGAGAGUGAAGGAGUGAAUAAACAACAUGAGGUUUUACAGAUGGAGAAAACUGCCAGAAUAAAACUCUCACAAGACACUCCAAUCUACUGCAAUGACAUCUUUAAAGCCUCACCUGAACAAGGAUGUGAGGAGAAAGACCAAAUCAAGACUGUUCUUACUAAAGGCAUCGCUGGAAUUGGAAAAACCGUCUCUGUGCAGAAGUUCAUUCUGGACUGGGCAGAGGGAAAAGCCAAUCAGGAUGUAGAUUUCAUGUUUGUGCUUCCUUUUCGAGAGCUGAACUUGAUCCGAGAUCAUCAGUACAGUCUUCACACACUUCUGCUGGACUUUCAUCCUGAACUUCAAGAUCUAGACUCAAAGAUUUAUGAGGAGUGUAAAGUUGUGUUCAUCUUUGAUGGUCUGGAUGAAAGCAGAAUCACACUGAUGUUUUCAGAUGCUCAGAAAGUUUCUGAUGUGACUGAGACUUCAUCAGUAGGUGUGUUGAUGUCAAAGCUCAUUACAGGAGGACUGCUUCCCUCUGCUCUCAUCUGGAUCACUUCCAGACCAGCAGCAGCCAAUCAGAUCCCCUCCAAAUACAUCAACCAUCUGACAGAGAUUCAGGGAUUCAAUGAGCCUCAGAAGGAGGAAUAUUUCAGGAAGAGAAUCAGUGACGAGCAUCAAGCCAGCAGGAUCAUCUCACACAUCAGAAGAGCAAGAAGCCUCCACAUCAUGUGCCACAUACCCGUCUUCUGCUGGAUCUCAUCCACUGUGCUUCAGAAGCUCCUGGAAGAAGAUCUGAGUGCAGAAAUCCCUCAAACUUUGACUGAAAUGUACAUCCACUUCCUGCUGAUUCAGAUCAACAUGAGGAAUCAGAAGUAUGAAGAGAGAGAUCCAGAGAAACUGCUGCAGUCCAACAGAGAAGUGAUUGUGAAACUUGCUGAAGUGGCUUUCAAGCAGCUGAUGAAGGGCAAUGUGAUGUUCUAUGAGGAGGACCUGAGAGAGAGCGGCAUAGACGUCACUGACGCCUCAGUGUAUUCUGGGAUUUGCACUGAGAUCUUUAAGGAGGAAUCUGUGAUUCAUCUGAGGACAGUCUACAGCUUCAUUCAUCUGAGCUUUCAGGAGUUUCUCGCUGCUUUCUAUGUGUUCUACUGGUAUUUAACAAAGAACAAGGAACCACUACAAGAAUUCAGUUUUUACAAAUCUCAUGAAGUCUCUCUGUAUGAUCUACUAACAUCAGCAGUAGAUAAAGCCCUUGAGAGUGAGAAUGGACAGUUGGAUCUGUUCCUGCGGUUCCUACUGGGCGUCUCACAGGAGUCCAAUCAGAGACUUUUACAGGAUCUACUGACACACACAGAGAAAAGCUCAGAGAGCAUCAGAGAAACCACACAGGACAUUAAAGAGAAGAUCAAAGAUCAAAAUGAUAUUAAUCGCCUCUCAGCUGAUCAAUCUAUCAAUCUGUUCCUCUGUCUGCUGGAAGUCAAAGAUCAGACUCUGUCCAGAGAGAUUCAAGAGUUUGUGAAAUCAGACAAACACUCAGAGGAGAAACUCUCUCCUGCUCACUGCUCAACAAUCGCCUACAUGCUUCAGAUGUCAGAGGAUGUGCUGGAUAAGCUGAACAUAAUGAAAUACAACACGUCAGCUGAGGGUAGAAGAAGACUGAUACCAGCUGUGAUCAACUGCAGAAAAGCCCUGUGA
Molecule: messenger RNA, 2383 nt
Organism: Megalobrama amblycephala (Wuchang bream)
Lineage: Eukaryota; Metazoa; Chordata; Actinopteri; Cypriniformes; Xenocyprididae
Product: protein NLRC3-like
Exons: 6
Coding region: 329-2383 (684 amino acids)
Source: RefSeq, a predicted model, not a curated record